AUGGUCCGGUUUGAAACCGUGAAACCGGUCAAACCGGUCAUCGGUUUGGUUUUACGUUGCCACACCAGUGCACCACUCGUUUUCCCUCCGAGGCUCCGACUUGCAGGCCAACAGCUCGUCGCCUACCCUACAGCAGCUCCGAUUCUACCUCUCGUUUCUCUAUCGUUGGCUACUUGGUUGGAUUGUUACUCCGAUAAGGCCUCCCCUACAGCUCCGAUUGUUGCUCCGAUAAGGUCCUUACAUGGAUAAAGAUAACAUCAAUAUUCCAACUAGUGAACCUGUGAACAUCAUUGAUGAUGAUGAUGAUAUGGAAGAGAUUGAUGUAGAUGAUGAUGUUAAUGUGGAGCAAAAUGGAGGUGCUACUGAUAAGAACCAAGGAAGGGGACGAAAACAGUCUAUUGUUUGGAAACACUUCAACAAACCAGAUCCAGUUCCACCUGAAGGAGCACGCACCGCAUGUAUUCACUGUAAGAAAAGCUAUGUGUAUGAACCAAGUCAGAAUGGCACUAGUGCUAUGUUAAACCAUUUGAGAAAGUUAUGCAAGUUUGAUCCACUUAAAUGUCAAGUAGAUAAAAAACAAACAACUAUAAAUUUUGUUAGAAAGGGUACGGAUGGAAAGUUACAAUGUGGUCGUUUUACAAAGGAAUUGGGUAAACAAGCUCUUGCUAAAAUGAUUAUUAUUGAUGAACUACCAUUUAGCUUUGUUGAAAAAGAAGGUUUUCGUUAUUUUUGUAGUGUAGUUCGACCCGAGCUAGAGUUACCGAGUCGGAUUACAAUUGCUAGAGAUAUCUUAUCAUUAUAUGUGGAUGAAAAGAAUAAGUUGAAAGAGAUUUUAUGAAAAUCUUCACAAUCUGUUUGUCUUACAACUGAUGCAUGGACUUCAUGUCAAAACAUCAAUUAUAUGGUUUUAACAGUCCAUUACAUUGAUGGAGAAUGGAAUUUGCAAAAAAGGAUUUUGAAUUUUGAAGUUAUUUCGAAUCAUAAGGGUGACACAAUUGGUAAAAUGGUUGAGAGUUGUCUAAUUACAUGGGGUAUUGAGAAGGUUUUUACAAUCACCGUGGAUAAUGCGAGCUCUAAUGAUACAACUAUUUCCUUUCUAAAAAAGAAAAUACAAAAUUGGGGACAUGCGGUUUUAGAUGCUCAAUACUUGCAUAUGCGUUGUUGUGCUCAUGUGUUAAACUUGAUUGUGUGUGAUGGGUUAAAAGAUUAUGAUCCUGCAAUUCAAGUUAUUAGAAAUGCUGUGAGGUAUGUUAGAUCCUCACCUUCAAGGUUGGCUAAGUUCAAGGAAUGUGUGAAGAUAGAAAAGUUAAAUGUUACUGGAACUAUAUGUUUAGAUGUUUCCACUAGGUGGAAUUCAACUUACUUGAUGUUGGAGUCAGCUUUGAAGUAUAGAAAAGCAUUUAAUAGGUUGGAAGAAGAUGGACACUAUGCAAGGUUUUUUAAUGUGGGUCCUAGUAGCUUGUUGAAUGAAGUAGAUGCAAAGAAAAAGUAUGAUGUCACUAGAGUCGGGCCACCUAGUGAUAUUGAUUGGGAUGUUGCACAAGAAUUUAUGGUUUUUCUUAAGGUUUUUUAUGAAGUGACAAAUCGGUUUUCAGGGUCUUUGUAUGUAAUUUCGAGUGCUUACUUUCAUGAUAUGUGUUCAUUGCAUAGCCAUAUUGAUGAAUGCAUUGAAAGUGAUGAUUGGCGGGUGAGUUCGAUGGCUAUGAAUAUGAAGGCAAAGUAUGAUAAAUAUUGGGGAAAUGCAGAAAAGAUGAAUCCUUUAUUGUAUGUAGCAGUUGUUCUUGAUCCUCGACAUAAGUUAAAAUAUGUCAAUUGGAGUUUGGAAGAAAUGUACCCUAUUGGUGAUAUUGCAUGUGACUUGAAAAAGAAGUUAAAAGCCACUUUGACUCGACUUUAUGACUUUUAUUUGGAAAAAGAUCCUAUGCAUGCCAGAAGUUCUUCUUCAAACAAGAAUCAUAACAAAAGAAAAGUUAAUGAGAAUCUUAGCAUACAAGAGAAGCGUAUGCUAAAAUAUAAGGCACAUUUGGAAGAUGAAAAAACAGGAGAAGUGAGUGAGCUUGAAAGAUAUUUGUCAGAUAACCAAGAGCCAAGCUAUGAGUCAUUUGACUUGUUGGAUUGGUGGAAGACAAAUGGAGCAAAAUAUAAGAUUUUAGGAAAAAUUGCACGGGAUGUCUUGGCUGUUCCAGUUUCCACAGUUGCGUCGGAAUCCGCAUUUAGCACCGGGGGUAGAGUUUUGGAUUCAUUUAGGAGUAGUCUUUCUCCUAAAAUAGUGCAAGCGCUUAUAUGCACACAAAAUUGGAUUCGGGGUGUGUUUAACAAAAAUACAAAAGUUGGUUAUGAAGAUGUGUUGAAAGAAAUUGAAGACCUUGAUGAAAUUGAAAAUGAUUUUGCAAGCAAACUUAAUAUUUGCACCGACAAUAUCGAAUGAAAGCAAAAGCUUAUGAAUUGGAUAGAAUUUUGGGAGUGGAUAGCAUUUUGGAAGUGAUCUUGCUGAUAAUGCUUUUUGGAUAACAGUUUUGCUGUUUUGGACAACUUAGUAGGAUGUGUGUAUUAGUCUAAUAUUUGAUGUAAUGGAACAAUAUUUGAUAUUUUCAUUUACUGCUUUUUAUUUGCUGUUUUGGACAACUUUUUUGGUAGUUUUCUUGCUGUUUUUGACAAUUUUACUAUUGCAGUAUUUUCAACAAACAGUGCA
This is a messenger RNA of Lactuca virosa, 2692 nucleotides long. The record is from the annotation of a GenBank genome assembly. Lineage: Eukaryota; Viridiplantae; Streptophyta; Magnoliopsida; Asterales; Asteraceae.